Dendronephthya gigantea is the source of this 547-nucleotide messenger RNA. RefSeq lists its product as uncharacterized. Lineage: Eukaryota; Metazoa; Cnidaria; Anthozoa; Malacalcyonacea; Nephtheidae. The transcript is spliced from 2 exons. Bases 32 to 547 code for a protein of 171 amino acids. The record is from RefSeq and is a predicted model, not a curated record.
ACGACUGCUCGAAAAAAUUGCCUUCGUCGAAAUGGGUAAAAGUGAACAUGACGUCAAUGAUUAUUACGAGGAAUUACAAGAUCAGGAAAAGGUUAUCGCUGUUUUGGAGAGUGAAGCUGCUGAAAAGAAUAUUGAUCUUCGUUUGAAAGACAGAAUUGAGACUACUAAGUACGAAGUCAAAUCUGCUGCUGAAGCUCAUUUAGAUUGGCAGCCUUCUAAGGUAUCCUAUGACGGGGUAUUGACAUUCGUUUGCUGUGACGAGACUAAGUCGUUCUCCCUAAGCAAGCCAGAGAUAUGGAAAACGUUAGUUGAAAGAAUAGAUUUCCUUUACGCGCCUGGAAGUCAUCUAAAAGUACGAGAUGGAAUUAGUGGAGAAAAUUGUGGAUCCAUGAUAAUGACAACAGCAGCAAUGAGCUAUCUUUCAAAAUCUCAACACCACAAUUUCCUGGCUGUAAGAACAAGACGUCAAGAGAAAUUGGUGGAAUUUCUAAAGCAAGGAAUACAAAUCUGGAUGCUUUCAAGUAAACAAAAUAUUACUAUAGCGUAA